Pectinophora gossypiella (pink bollworm) is the source of this 1327-nucleotide messenger RNA. Its product is annotated as alcohol dehydrogenase 1-like. Lineage: Eukaryota; Metazoa; Arthropoda; Insecta; Lepidoptera; Gelechiidae. Gene Ontology annotation, molecular function: oxidoreductase activity, acting on the CH-OH group of donors, NAD or NADP as acceptor. The transcript has 5 exons. Gene Ontology annotation, cellular component: cytoplasm. The record is from RefSeq and is a predicted model, not a curated record. The coding region runs from base 203 to 1015 and encodes 270 amino acids.
CGAGGUCAGUUGUUCCCUCCUACCGCACGCUUAGUUUCAUAAAUCCGCUCGAACAGUUCAGUAUACUUUUUUAUCUAAUAUAGUAAGAGAAUAAUAUUUGCGUGUCCGAUAAGGAUUAUUUGAUACCUACUCGAGAACGUAAUAAAUAGUAGGAUUCGCGUGUGGUCGAGUUACUUGUGUACACGUUUUAGUAGAAGGAACUAUGUACGACGCUAAAGAAAAAGUUGUGUUGAUUACCGGGGGGGCUGCUGGUAUUGGUGCUGGUGUGGUGAAAGCUUUCUUGGAAGAAGGGGCUAAACAUGUCGCCAUUUUGGAUGUGGAUCCUAAAGGAAAAACAUUUGAAGAAGAACUGAACGCCAAAUACGGAGCAAACACGGUGAAGUUCUACAAAUGUGACGUCACAAGCAAUGAUUUACAUGAAGCCUACGAUGACGUCAUCAAAAGCAACGGAUACAUUGACAUCGUAGUGAAUUGCGCUGGGAUUCUCAACGAUGGCCCUAACGGUUAUGAAAAACAGAUUGCCGUUAAUCUGACAGCAUUAAUAACAAGUAGCUUGAAAGCCUACAACCUAAUGCGUAAGGACCAUGGAGGAAAAGGUGGAACUAUUAUCAAUAUCUCUUCUAUUGUGGGAUUGGUUCAGAGUAAAAUAUUCCCAAUCUAUGGUGCUACAAAGAGCGCUGUCUUGCAGUUCAGUAACGGUCUUGGGAUGAAUCUACACUAUGACAGAUCAGCCGUGCGAGUUCUCACAAUGUGUUUCGGUUGCACCGACACUACUCUUUUCGACCACUCCAAAAUGAAAGCGAUUGACAAGGAAACUGAUGAAGCACUAGCAUUGGGCCUUAAGUCACUACCUUGGCAAGCUCCUGAAUCAGCUGUCAAAGGCCUCAUGGAUGCAUUCAAGAAAGGAGAGAGUGGCUCCACUUGGUUAGCCUCAGCAAAUAAGCCCGCAUACGACAUCUCAGCAAACAUAAGCAAAGCUUACGAAAUUAUGAGCCAGGGUGUUUAUGAUAAGUAAGGCAUUAGGAUUAUAAAAAGUGCGAUUAAUGAUUGUGUGAAUUCAGUGUUAGUUUUAAAGGAUUACUUACAAAUUGUUUGUGCAAUCACCACAUAUUACGAAUGCUGUGUUUUGUCCGAAUUUUGAAAAGAAACGAUUCUGAGUGUAUUAAGUCACGAUAUAAUUUACUACUACGCGAACAAUUAUUUGUUCUAUGAUGUGCACAGCAUUGUAAAUUUACCUCCCUACUACUUAUUUAUUUAAGGAUAAUUUGUUUAUGCUAGUAACAAUAAACCAGAUAGUCUUAAGUAAUAAAUAAUAAUUUUACAAUUA